AUGGCGGUUCCAAAAGACCCAACUUCUGCGGAGAUUGCGCAUUUCCUCUCAACUCGUAGUGGCGACCAGAUGAUGCAAUUGGUACAAUCCAUCAGAGAACCUGCUGCCCAAGCUACACUCACAGCUUCAUUACUUUUCGUACCACCUACAGUUGGCACCAGGACCACGGCUCCAGAGAAGACCAGGAAAGCUCUAAAUGCGUUCGUUGGUUUUCGAUGCUACUACAUUCUCAUCCCUGUCUUCAAGCCAUGGCCUAUGAAGAAGCUGUCUAACCCCAUGGGAGUUAUGUGGGAAGCGGAUCCCAACAAAUCGCUGUGGUCCUUGAUGACGAAAGCCUGGUCCGUCAUCCGUGAUCAGAUUGGCAAAGACAAGGCUCCUCUUGACCAAUUCUUUCGGAUCAUCUGUCCUUACCUCAACAUACCGUCGCCAGGGACUUAUCUCGAGCGUUGCGGUUGGAUACUCAACACUGACGAGGAGGGCACCCCAACUCUUUUGAGGGAUUUCGCUCCGUCACCAGGUGCUUUCAGCGCUGGAUUCGCAGACAUGGCCCUGUCCGUCGAAGACAUCAUCAGCUAUUGCCAGUCAAUGGGAUAUGCCCAAGAGUACAUCUCCGACUUCGAAACCCACUCUCCAACAUCCCUUGCCCAGUCUUGUAGCCAAUUUACUGGCAAGAGCACCUCGGUCAAGUCACAGACUCAAAUUGCAAGCUCUACUCACGAGGGUCGACUUGCAGCACGCAACAAGCGACGAGCUAAGCGACAGACCGCCAGGGACACUGGAGUCGCACCGGUGCUACAACAGCAGAUCGUCAACGCCCACAUUACCGAUGGCUUGAAUGUCACAUACCAUGACAACUCUAUUCUCGGUCACAGCGAACCCGUGGAGUUUCACGAUGAUCUUGCUGAUAUGUUAAUUAAUCACAUAGGACAGGACCAUCAGGGUAACCCUAGUACUCCUGCUGAUUUCAUUGUCACUGGGAAUCCUAUCAUGGCAAGCUGGACAGAUUGGAGUGCAUUUCGACCCGGCGCAGACGAGAAUGCUACUCUUCCCAGCUUCGACCCUGCGACUUUAUGA
Molecule: messenger RNA, 1074 nt
Organism: Macroventuria anomochaeta
Lineage: Eukaryota; Fungi; Ascomycota; Dothideomycetes; Pleosporales; Didymellaceae
Product: MAT1-1-1
Exons: 2
Coding region: 1-1074 (357 amino acids)
Biological process (GO): positive regulation of mating-type specific transcription, DNA-templated
Cellular component (GO): nucleus
Molecular function (GO): DNA binding, bending
Source: RefSeq, a predicted model, not a curated record